Messenger RNA from Caenorhabditis auriculariae, 1294 nucleotides. NCBI's taxonomy places the organism in Eukaryota, Metazoa, Nematoda, Chromadorea, Rhabditida, Rhabditidae. The record is from the annotation of a GenBank genome assembly.
AUGUUCGGCGAGCUUCUGGUGGCCACAGCUUCUUUGUACGCGGUGGUGUUGUGUAGCAAACACGGAGGAGGGAAGAAGCCGGAAAAAAUCCUGAAGCCAAAGACUCCCGUGGUCCCUGAAGCCGUUCCUACGCCCAAGAAAGUUCGCGAACAAAUCAUGUCGGACCAAAACUAAAAAUUUUUUGGGAAAACCAAAUAUCAAUCAAAUCUUCUUUCACGAAAGUUAAGAUAUUAUUAUGGGCCGUAUAAGUUAUACAGUAGAACGAUCGCCUAAAGAUUUUUCAUGAAUAUGUAGUGCCGUGUUCAAAGUAAUUUCCGCGAAAUGCGAAAUUGUCUCUGACCCUCCAAAAUUUAGUUAUCUUUCUCUUUCUCUGACGGCUAUUUUGAAUUUCGCGGAAUCACUUUGAACACGGCAUAGGUAUUGGUAUGUGCUCGUGUACAAAAAAACCUUUGAAAAAAACUUGAAUUUUUUAAAAAAAUAUGGGAGGCAGGGGCAGGGGGUGGGACGCUCUUUUUUUCUGUAUGUUCUACUAUUUUUUUGAUGCACACAUGAAUAUAAUCAAUAAAUGAUUGAAAAGGGAAUGAAAAAGAGUGAUAAGAGCUUUCCAAAUAGUCGCUGGCGGUUGAACUGAACUCCUGCCAAGAACCGCGUACGCACACGCUACGCGUCCCGUCCCUUGUUAACAGCUGUUUUCAUUCGUAUUUCGAGUCGCGAAAAAUUGACUAUGCGAGUAAAUUUAAAAUUACUACGUCGAAAGUACUAUGUUCGCUGAAACUUGAACUUGAUGAAUGUGAUUGAGCUUGAAUUGAACCGAAAGACGAAUAAAAUAUGAAUAUUUUUGGGUAUCAUAUAAUAAAGUUUUCUCAGACGAAAACACCGAGCUCCAGGAGAGUGAUUGAGCAAAAAAAGAAAUGCGAAGUAAACGUGAAAGAAAGCGUCAGGGGAAGUCCGCGGAAGAGGUCGAAGAGGUCGGAAAAGUCGGAGAGGCGGAAAGAGCUGGAGAUGGACGACGCGAAUCUGGCUCCGACCCAGUGAGUCCGACUCUUUGUCUCUCUGUGACCGUCGAUUGCCAGAAGCAUGAUGGCGCCUUCGCGAAUAGUUUCAGUGCCGCGUGCUGAUGUCGAGACUUCCCUCCGAUCGUCAAGGGUACGCCUACCUCCAGUCCAAAUUAACCUUUCUCUUGUUUCAGCCCCUAUCCAAAGACUGGUGGCCCGACAAAAAUGAAAUUCCAUCCAAGUAAGGCGGCUUCUGAGAUGCGGAUCCAAGACCUUCGAUUUUCAGAUUGGAACCAUAG